CAUGUUGUUGGGUUACUUGAACUUAAGAUGUGGACGUGGAUUGAUUAGGAUCUGCCAAUAUCUGUUUCUUGUGACGCACGUAUCAUCACGUUCUCCCUAAAACGAAGAGGGAGGAAAAUGGGCAUCAUGUCAAUUUUCAGUGCUAACUGGCAGGAGUUCAAUCUGACACGCAAUUAGGCUGUAUCUUGGGUGUGCCCGCUCAACUUCAAACGCUUAAAAAGAGGACCAACGUUUAGGUGGGCAAGUCAUUUGACCCAAGCACGACAUCGAUUCAAAAUGAGUCUCUCUGCUAAUGACAAAGCGAUUGUGAAGGCCCUCUGGGCAAAGAUCUCCCCAAAGGCUGGGGAUGUCGGCAAUGAGGCGUUGUCCAGAAUGCUCUAUGUCUACCCUCAGACCAAAACCUACUUCUCUCACUGGAGCGACCUGACCCCCGGAUCCGCUCCUGUGAGGAAGCACGGGAAGAAGAUCAUCGCUGGAAUCGGUUUGGCUGUUGAGAAAAUCGACGACCUGUUUUCCGGCCUGCUCACUCUUAGCGAGCUGCAUGCCUUUCAGUUGAGAGUCGACCCUGCUAACUUCAGGAUCCUGUCCCACAACAUUCUUGUGGUGUUGGCCAUGCUCUUCCCUGAUGACUUCACACCUGAAGCCCACCUUGCCAUGGACAAGUUUCUUGCAAGAGUGGCCCUGGCUUUGUCUGACAAAUAUCGCUAACCUGUUUGAUAUUUGUUAUGCAGUUUGAAUGUUGCUUUGUCGAUUUGGUCAGCAACAUGUCAAUAAAUAAUUAAUCUGGA
Carassius auratus (goldfish) is the source of this 788-nucleotide messenger RNA. Its product is annotated as hemoglobin subunit alpha-like. NCBI's taxonomy places the organism in Eukaryota, Metazoa, Chordata, Actinopteri, Cypriniformes, Cyprinidae. Gene Ontology annotation, cellular component: blood microparticle; haptoglobin-hemoglobin complex; hemoglobin complex. The coding region runs from base 277 to 708 and encodes 143 amino acids. Gene Ontology annotation, molecular function: oxygen binding; heme binding; peroxidase activity. The record is from RefSeq and is a predicted model, not a curated record. The transcript has 3 exons. Gene Ontology annotation, biological process: hydrogen peroxide catabolic process; oxygen transport.